AGUUCCCAAAAUUUACCUUUAAGAAUAUAUGAGUAACACCCCUAUUAGGCAUGUUAGGAGUGUAACCCCUUAUUUGCAUAUCUGUGGUCAAGCCCAAGGAGUGGGCAUCAUACUUGCACAAAGAGCUCAUUGCUUAGAAAAGGAAAGUUGGAUGCAGUUGCUAUUGAAGAAGCUCACAGCAAGUUGACAAGAAAUUCAUCAUUUUGGGGUAUAUAACAGUUGCUAACCACACACACACACACAGUGCCACACAUACUCAGCUGUUUACACACACCUACACCUACGUCAUAUAAGCUCAAGCAGUGUUCACACAUUACGUUCAAGUCGUGUUCACACGCAAGUUUAUGUUAGGAAUAAAGUGACACUUCGACAUUUGGUAUUGCUCGUCGAUCUUUAUCCAUUGAAUAAAUGCAACAAGGCUUUAUUGGUUGGAACUUUAAGACAAGGUCUUCGUGGUGAUUAUUUAAGCGUCGUGGUGACUUUCAAGUUCGUGUGCGUUAGAACGUUAUAGUUUCCCUCCGUGUAGGAAGUUUAUUUCGUGAGCUGUAAACGACCCUACACGUCAGUUAGCAACUCGAUAUAUAAGUCAGUUAGCAACUUGAUAUAUAAGUCAGUUAACAACUCGCUAUAUAAGUCAAGAUGUCUUCUUCAGAAAAGAGUUCGACGACGAGCAAGCCUGGUGAUCACUACAAGGAUACAUCAAGGGACUCGCCGUCAGAUGAUAGCACGCCAAUUAAAGCAAAAACUGAGCAGUCAGAAGAUGUCGCGUCAAUGCGGCAUUCUUGCCAAGGUUACGUAAGAAGCUUGGCAAGACAGUUUCAAGAACUUGAGUUUCUCAUGCUAAGUGGAGACAACUUCGAUGAUGCUGAACUCAAGUACAGCCAACUUAAAGGUACAUUCCUUCUAUAUGAAAGGAAGUGCAAAGACUACUUUCGCGAACUAUCUUCAGAUGAAAAGCGAGCUGAGAUGAAAUUGUAUGAAUCUCAGAUGCAAAAUAAAGCUGAAUUUGAUCGCCGAUACUCAGAAUGGGCUGAUCAGAUGAGACAACCCGUGGUGGAGGAUCUACAAUCUGAGAACUCAGACAAGCUAUCUGUUCGGUCAUCGGCAACAAGGAGAAGCGGCUCUAGUCGGGCAAGCGGCUUGAGCUCAUCUUCAUCGCGACUAAGGGAUGUCAAGGUGAAAGCGCAUCUCGCCAAGCUGAAGUUAGAACAAUUAAAGAAAGCUCAAGAAGUUAAACGAGAGCAGGAAAGGCUCAAAGAACAGUUGGACGCUAUGGAGAUAGAAAAUGAAAUAAAAAAUGCUGAGGUAGAAGCUCAGCUCUUAGAAGAUAUUGAGAGUGAAGUUGAGGUAAAGGUAAGAAAUUACAAUGAUGUUAAUGAUAUUAUGCAUGUACAUGUACCACAUAGGGUAAAUAAGGAACCAAAUAAGGAAGAGCGACCAACUGAAAAUGUAGUUAAAGAUACAUGUAACACAGGUCUGUCUAAUCUGAACCCUAAUGCCCCAGUAUGGCAGACUAACCAAAAUGCAGCACAGGGACUUGAUUUAACUCAACUCUUUCAGGCCCUGAAUCUUUCUGCAAAUCUCCCAAAACCUGAUCUAAUGACAUUUAAUGGUAAACCAAUAGAUUACCAGUCAUUUAUUAACAAUUUUGAAAUCAACAUAGAAGGAAAGAUUGCGGAUAAUAGGACAAGAUUAAUGUAUCUCAUUCAAUACUGCUCAGGGGUAGCAAGGAGCAGUAUUGAGAAUUGUGUCCUAAUGGGUGGGGACCUUGGGUACAUAGAAGCCAAAAGAAUACUCAGGGAACAGUUUGGACAACCUUACGUAGUAGCCCAGGACCAUCUAAAGAGAGUCCUAAAUCGCCCCCAAGUAAAAUCGAAUGAUGGGGCUGGGAUGUGGUCAUUGGCUAGGGACAUGCAAAGAUGUCAGAUGGUUCUUAGUCAAAUGGGUUAUAUGGCAAAUGUAAAUAACUCAGACAAUUUACUAAAGAUACAACAGCUUCUCCCCAUCCAUCUCCAGUCAGAGUGGGCCAAGCAAGCUCACAGAUUGAUGGAGAACAAUGCUGUUCCGACGUUCGAAGUGAUGACAACCUUCGUGGAGAAGGCCGCUAAACUGGCCAACAAUAUGUUUGGCCAAAACAUUGGGCGGUCCUCCCCGAAGGAGAAAACACAACCUUCGAAGACUCAACCUAAGAGAAAGGGCACCACCCUGACAACGCAAGGCAACAGCCAAAAACAGCAGACGCCGGGACAGGAUAGCAGGCCAAGCAACAAGUGCCCCUGCUGUUCUAAUGAUCAUAGGCUGAUUGCAUGCAAGGUCUUCAAGCUAAAGCCCUAUGAGGACAGAUUCAAGCUGGCUCAAAAGGUAAGGGUAUGUUUCAACUGCCUCCUGCCAUCACACAUGGCUAAGAACUGCACCAGCGAAGGUAGGUGCAGGGAAGAAGGAUGCCAGAAGAAGCAUCACACCCUUCUUCAUUCCUCCACGAAGCAAAGUUCAAGGACAGCUACAACUGGGGCCGGUGAAAGGGAAGAGAUUCCACCUGAACCAGUGAGCGACGUCACAGAAUCAGGUCAAUGCCAUAGUGUGUCUUCCCGAAAGAAGGUGUGCCUGAGAGCUGUUCCUGUGAAGGUCAGGGGCAAAGACAAGGACGUUUUCACCUGGGCACUCCUGGACCAAGGUAGUGAUGUAUCGCUGUGUGACAGGAAAUUAGUGGAGGAACUGGGCAUACAGGGAGUCAAAAGAAGCUUCCAACUCACCACAGUUGACACUGUGGGUACCACCAAGACUGGUCUGGAGGUAAGUCUCAAAGUAGAAAACAUCCAAGACCAUGAAAGCAUAACGAUGCCAAGAGUAUGGACGGUUGAAAGUCUUCCUAUAUCUGAAUCCUGCAUUCCAGAUGGCACAGAUGUAAACAAAUGGCCACAUCUAAGAGGAAUCGAACUUCCCCGUAUCGAAGAAAGGGAAGUACGGAUCCUGAUAGGAGCAGACACUCCAGAGGCUUUCUGGGUGAUGGAGCAGAGGAUUGGGAAGAGAAAGGAACCUUAUGCAGUAAGGUCUUUGCUAGGAUGGACUCUUCUCGGACCAACAAGGUCAGCAGACUCCAACACUCCAAACCAUGUCAACUUCGCUCGUCUGGAGGAGCAGAGGCUUGAUGACCAGCUAAAGCAAUUCUGGACAACAGACUUCGGAGCCUACAUGGUUGGAGACAAGGUAGGAGAAUCCAUAGAAGACAGAAGGGCGAGAAAGAUGAUGGAGGAAAGUACUUCACUAGUUGAUGGUCACUACGAAGUUGGUCUUCCAUGGCGCCAUAGUCCAGCAUUCCUACCAGACAGUAGAAAGAUGGCUGCCUCGAGGCUUCACUACUUGAAGGGAAAGUUCAAUAGGAAUGAAGAGAUGUACAAAAAGUACAAUGCAACUGUACAAGAGUACAUAGACAAGGGCUAUGCGGAAGAAGUUGGACCAUAUGAGCACCAAGGUUCUUCUACCAAGCCUCUGUGGUACUUACCACAUCAUCCGGUCCUGCACCCUCACAAGCCAAACAAGGUGAGGGUAGUCUUCGACUGUGCGGCACGGUCGAAAGGCCAAUCCCUGAACGAUCAGCUUCUACAAGGCCCCGAUUAUACAAACAGCCUCGUAGGAGUACUCACCAGAUUUCGACAGGAACCUAUUGCCUUGGUAGCGGACGUGGAAGCAAUGUUCCACCAAGUCAAGGUGAGCAAUGACGACAGGGACGCCCUUAGAUUUCUCUGGUGGAAAGAUGGAGACACAAGCCGUGAGCCAUCAGAGUAUAGGAUGACGGUGCAUCUCUUUGGUGCUACCUCAUCACCGAGCAUUGCUGGAUACGCCUUGAGAAAGACAGCAGAUGACAAUGAGACAACUGACAACCAUCAGGCAACCAAGAUCGUCAGACGGAAUUUCUAUGUAGACGAUUGCCUAACAUCAGUAAAGUCUGCUGAAGAAGCCUCAAGGUUAGUUAAUGAAUUGAGAGAGCUGCUGAGAAAAGGUGGGUUUAGGCUCACAAAAUGGAUCAGUAAUGACCGUAAUGUACUGUCGUCUGUUCCAGAAACUGAAAGAGCAGCAUCUGUACCCAAUAUGGAUCUAGACAAGUUACCAGUAGAGCGAACACUUGGUAUACUUUGGGAUGUGGACCAAGACUCCUUCGGUUUCCAGGUGAAUAUCAAGGAGAAACCAACCACAAGACGAGGGAUCUUAUCUACUGCAAGCUCCCUCUAUGAUCCAUUAGGGUUCGUAGCUCCCUUUGUCCUCCCUGCCAAAGCUCUGCUACAGAAACUUUGUAGGGAAGGACUUGGUUGGGAUGAGCCCAUUCCAGAGGACGACGAAAGGGAAUGGAGCAACUGGCUCCAAAGUCUCCCAAUUCUCACUGGCCUCAAGAUAGACAGAUGCCUCAAGCCCACCUACUUCAAGGACGUGGUGUCAGCCCAACUCCACCACUUCUGCGAUGCAUCCGAGAUUGGAUACUCAUCAGUAGCUUACCUGCGCCUAACCGAGGAAAGCGGAAGAAUACACUGCGCCUUCGUCAUGGGUAAGUCAAGACUAUCCCCAUUGAAGACAGUGUCUAUUCCACGACUGGAAUUAUCUGCUGCAGUUCUUGCAGUCGACGUCAAUCGAUUCCUGCAAGAGGAACUUGAUGUUCCAGUAAAUGAGACCUUCUACUGGACAGACUCGACAGCAGUCCUGCAGUAUAUUCGGAAUGAAAGUAGGAGAUUCCAUACUUUCGUUGCCAACAGAGUUGCCAAGAUACAUGAAGCAUCUCACGUAUCACAGUGGCGGCACGUUGGAACAAAGAACAAUCCAGCUGAUGACGGUUCCAGGGGCAUGACUGCAAAGGAGUUGAUAGACAAUCCUCGCUGGUUACAAGGACCACAAUUCCUGCAGCAGGACGAGGAGAAUUGGCCAGCUCCACCAGAUGUCAUCCAGGAACUUUCAGCAGAAGACCUCGAAGUUAAGAAGGUACAAGUCCAUACGAUCACCUCAAAGAACUCCAUAGAUGAGCUCAUCACAAGAUACUCAUCAUGGAUAAGUCUUCUGAGAGGUGUAGCCUGGCUACUUCGAUACAAGCAGUACCUCAAAUCUCGGGGUGAUGAUAAGACAGUAACCGCUGAUGACCUGUCGCCUCAAGAGUUGAAGGCUGCAGAAGUUGAAGUAAUCAGGUACGUGCAAAAUCAGAGCUUCCCAGAAGAGAUGAAUGAAUCAUCCACAAGACAAAAGUCAUCUCGUCUGGAUAAGCUCCAUCCAAUCAAGGUUGAUGGUUUAUUGAGGGUAGGAGGAAGGCUUUCAAGAGCUCCCCUAACAGAUGAGGAGAAGCAUCCUAUCAUCCUCCCUAAUGACCACCAUGUGACAACUUUGAUAAUCAAAGAGCAUCAUCAGCAGGUUGGGCACUCAGGUGCUGGAAUCACAUGGACAGCUCUGAGACAAAAGUUCUGGGUCCUCAGAGGAGGAGCAACGGUAAGAAAGAUUAUCGGCAACUGCUUCAAAUGCAAAAGAAGAAACUCUCCAAGAGGGAAGCAGUUCAUGGCCGACCUCCCUGAGGAAAGAGUGACCCCAGACAGACCUCCAUUCACAACCACCGGAUUGGAUUAUUUCGGUCCAUUCCUUGUGAAAAGAGGACGCAGUCAAGAGAAGCGAUAUGGCUGUGUCUUCACCUGCCUUGCGUCAAGAGCAGUUCAUCUUGAAGUUGCACAUUCACUGGAUACGGAUUCCUUCAUCAAUGCUCUAAGACGGUUUAUCAACCGUAGAGGAUGUCCGGACAAAAUAUUCAGUGACAAUGGCACCAACUUCAAGAGUGGGCACAGGGAGCUGAAAGAAAGCAUCACGGUUCUAAACUCGAAGAAGGUCGGAAGGUAUCUUGCCCAGACAGGAAUACAGUGGGAAUUCAACCCACCGGGAGCAAGCCACAUGGGCGGAGUCUGGGAAAGGAUCAUACGUUCUGUAAGAAAGAUCCUAGAAAGCCUUCUGAAUCAGCAGACCUUAACGGACGAAUCCCUCUUGACACUACUAACAGAAGUAGAGGCAAUUCUUAAUGCCAGACCCCUGACUAAGAUAAGCUUAGACCCACGAGACCACGAACCUCUGACUCCGAACCAUCUCCUUCUUUUGAGGAGAAGCCAAUCACUUCCACCUGGCAUCUUCAACAAGGAAGAUUGCUACGUCAGGAAGAGGUGGCGACAAGUUCAAUACAUGGCCGAUCAGUUCUGGAAGAGAUGGGUGAAAGAGUAUCUACCCCUUCUGCAAGAAAGACAGAAGUGGACAAAACCACAAAGAAACUUUGAACCAAAUGACCUAGUCCUCAUAGCCGAUGACAACUUCCCACGUGGUCAGUGGCCCCUGGGUAGGGUUGUCGAAACUUAUCCAGACAAGCAGGGUAGGGUCCGACAGGUUGAAGUCAGGGUUGGGUCAAAAAUUCUAAAACGUCCCAUUUCCAAACUAUGCUUACUGGAAGCUCAUGGUCAUAAUUCCUAAUUUGGUAUCUAAUUUACUCUAUCUCACUCAAGGUUGUGGUUAAGUUCUAUUGUGUAACUCAGAAGAAAUUUGAUUAUUGCGUAUCCAAUCAAGUACAAUUAUUUGAUUUUAGGUAUAUUGCUCUUGUUAUGUAUUUCAUGUAUUUAAUCUAUACAUGCGUUUCUUAUAUUAAUGUUGUUAUAUGCCUGUUCAAGAAAAGUUUACUACGUUUGUUAUAAUAUACUGGUAUCAUGUUUGGUGUGAUAUAUUCACGCCGCCUUUGAUAGUUAGAGAAUGAUCAUCCUGUGGUCAGUUCAUUGGGGCCGGUAUGUUACGGCGGCUAAUAGUCAGAAUUAGUUCCCAAAAUUUACCUUUAAGAAUAUAUGAGUAACACCCCUAUUAGGCAUGUUAGGAGUGUAACCCCUUAUUUGCAUAUCUGUGGUCAAGCCCAAGGAGUGGGCAUCAUACUUGCACAAAGAGCUCAUUGCUUAGAAAAGGAAAGUUGGAUGCAGUUGCUAUUGAAGAAGCUCACAGCAAGUUGACAAGAAAUUCAUCAUUUUGGGGUAUAUAACAGUUGCUAACCACACACACACACACAGUGCCACACAUACUCAGCUGUUUACACACACCUACACCUACGUCAUAUAAGCUCAAGCAGUGUUCACACAUUACGUUCAAGUCGUGUUCACACGCAAGUUUAUGUUAGGAAUAAAGUGACACUUCGACAUUUGGUAUUGCUCGUCGAUCUUUAUCCAUUGAAUAAAUGCAACAAGGCUUUAUUGGUUGGAACUUUAAGACAAGGUCUUCGUGGUGAUUAUUUAAGCGUCGUGGUGACUUUCAAGUUCGUGUGCGUUAGAACGUUAUAGUUUCCCUCCGUGUAGGAAGUUUAUUUCGUGAGCUGUAAACGACCC
This is a messenger RNA of Lytechinus variegatus (green sea urchin), 7367 nucleotides long. RefSeq lists its product as uncharacterized. Gene Ontology annotation, molecular function: nucleic acid binding. The record is from RefSeq and is a predicted model, not a curated record. The coding region runs from base 640 to 6477 and encodes 1945 amino acids. Lineage: Eukaryota; Metazoa; Echinodermata; Echinoidea; Temnopleuroida; Toxopneustidae. The transcript is spliced from 3 exons. Gene Ontology annotation, biological process: DNA integration.